Messenger RNA from Columba livia (rock pigeon), 7208 nucleotides. It is a transcript of the gene RAD51AP2, whose product is annotated as RAD51 associated protein 2. The transcript is spliced from 3 exons. The coding region runs from base 2223 to 6449 and encodes 1408 amino acids. The record is from RefSeq and is a predicted model, not a curated record. Lineage: Eukaryota; Metazoa; Chordata; Aves; Columbiformes; Columbidae.
UUUAUAAAAUUCCUGUUAUAAUGUUUACUACCAGGAAUAAUGGAUCUGUUGGGCUUCAGUGGAUUUGUUCACUGUAGUAUGGAUGAUAAUCCUUAAAAAAAAUAUUUGCAGCAACAGGCCCUAAGGAUGUUUCUAUUUUUAUUGCCCACCCUUGACGGUUUUAAAGCAACCAAUUUAGCACAAACUUUAAAAAAUAACCUUUUAGAAAUGAAAUUUCAGCAGUCAAAGAGGAAACACCUGUUUCAAAAGCGUGAAGCUGUAUGAAUACUUGUUAUUUUUGGAAUAAAGUCUUUGGCUGAAUCAACUCUUCCUACUGUAAAAAAAAAAAAAAAAAAAAAAAGAAGCAUCUUCUCCUGUGUGUUAAUCAGAGAAGGAACAUGGAAAAGGGCCAUGGACACGAGCAUUUGUACAUAUAGGAUCUCAUGCUUUAGGAAUUAGGCAAUUAAGAAAAAUAUAUCCCGCUCGUAAAAAUAAUUGGCAGCAGGUUGCUUGGCUCUAGUCAGUGACACCUCUUUGCUCAGGCACUGAAGUAAGGACUUUCCAACUAAACCGCAGUUUCUACAGCAUCUUGGUGGCCUUCGGUGUAUUAAUCCCAACUCGUCUCUCCCGUUGGGAGCCCGGGGGAGAAGAGAAGCCAACGGCGUCUUUCCUUGCUGGCGGAGGGAGACGCUGAGGGAAGCAGUGUCCCCCAAACGGCGCGGUGCUGCGGCAUUGGGCGGAGUGAUUUUUCCCGCCUCCGCGGGCUGUCCCCGCCGUGGCGCCUGGAGCGGGCGGGGGCGGUGGCUCCUUCUCCGGCGGGUCGCCCCUCGGGGCUGUGCUGCCGUUCUCCAGGUUUCCAGCUGAGGCGGCCCCGUGUUCCCUGCUCAGAGAGCAGCAGGGUGCUCGGCAGCCAGAGGCCUGCCCCGCACCGAGGAGGGCUGCCGGGGCGCGGCGAGUGGGUUGAGGGGGAUUGAGGGGUGUCCCCUCGCCACUGUGAGGGGAGGCACCGCCGGGCGGCGUCGGGACAAAAGGUUGUACGAACUGGGAGGGAAAGCCGGCUUCCCUCACGGUAAAACUUGGUGCAAAGUGUAGGGUGUCUAGAGGGGGAAAGCACCUCAGGGACAGAACAGGGGGGACCUGUCACCUUCAGCGAGGGGGAGACCCCAUGGUGGGAGGCGAGUAGCCCUGCGGGGAAGGGGAAGGAGCCACAGGCUUGAUUUUUAACUGUGCGUUCCACAGGCGUGUCCUGCAGUCACAGCAGCGUUCCUUGCCAAAAACCUGUGUCGUUACAGAAUCAAACCUGUCCAACUAGGAAUGCUACUUGAUUCUUGAAUCAUGUAGUCCUGGUUAAAAAACAAAAACAAACCAAACCAGAACUUAAUUAUACACUUCAUGAAACAUUUUGAACCUCUUCCUGUAUGCUCUCUGAGGCCAGCUCUGCAUGGGGACUGGGUUGCUCAGAGAUACUGGUGAACCAGUCUGUCACAAGCAUAAUAAAUCCCCUCAAUCAACAUAGGAAAUUUCAUUUCGCUCAAAUUAUGUUCCACACACUAGGUAGAUCGCUUCUAAAACAAACCUGCUGUGUGCACUUAACUUGAGGAGUUGUGCACUUAAAUGCCACGGGCACCAGUACAUCUAACAACCUGGAUUUGUGCCUGUGACACCAGUGGUUUUUGUAUAUGAAGCUACAACCUGAUACAGUGUUUCAUCAAACCUGAGGACUUUUUAUAAACUUGCCUGCAGUUCCACAUGACAACACACAGUGAAGACAAGACUGGAAUUUUUUUUCAGUUUUUAACAGUUUUAAAGAGUCCACUCCCCAGAUUCAGCCAAGUUCAUCAGUGGACAUUAUUUUCUUGAUAUUUGUUCUCAGUAUUCAUUUUUGGCAAAAAUACAGUGUGACAAAUACAUGAAGAAUGUAAUUAAUCUCUGUAACUUGUUGGCACAGUGAAAUUAUCACCCAUUUUAAUUUUGCAUAUGUCUGCAUUUUUACUUCAGUAAAUAACUUCUAUUUUAAAUGCUACAUCUUGGUUUUAAAUGUUGUUCAGUGAUCCUGCCUUUAUCUCAGGCACAUAAUGUAUGCAGAACAAAUAUCAAUGUGGUAACACAGGUAGAUGAUAGAAUUACUGGGUUUGUGUCCUGUAUGUUUUGGAAACCAUUAAAAGAUCGUUUAUGCCUAAUACUUGAAUAUUUCUUUAUCUUUCAGGACUGUUUCAGCAAGUAUAGAACUUAUUUUUGUGAGCAUGGAAAAUACAUGUUCUGAAAGAUUUUCAUCUGUGUCGUCAGAUGAAGUUGAAUGGUUCCUAUAUCCAAAGAGAAUUAAAAUAGAAAGUGAUCCAAAAAACAUAGAGAAAGAGGAGCAGCAGAAGUUAGAACAAAGCAUACACUAUAUGGACAGAUACCAAACAUCACCACAUGAGCCUACAGGUUUAUCAGAAAAACAAAACAGCUGGGCAGUAGAAAAGAAAAGUUGUGAUACUGCAAGAAAAACUUGCAUGAGAGAGUUUUUCCAUUUUCCAACUUGUAGCAGUGAAAGAUUUUCUGGUAGAGUAUCAGAAACUAAACUGCCCAACAAAAAAUGGAGUCCUGAAAAUGAAAACCAAAUUACUAUGGAAGACGGUAUUUCAUUGAAUGUGCAUGGACAGCCUUCUGAAACAGAAGUAUGCAAUGUGUGGAAUGCUGGUAACACAUAUGAAAACCUACAGGUACUAAAUACACCCCAAGUGCAGCAUAGCGACAAUAUAGAAUACAGUAAUAAAAGAAAUGGUGAUAAUGAACUCGAUCAAAAUUCUUCAGUUACACCUUUCAACAGAGACUUGUUUCAGAUGGAAUUGUUAAAUCAUAGGUCUGUCUCUGAUAAAAAGUGGAAACAAUACCAGCUUUUGCAAAUUCCAUUUUUUUGUGGCACCAGUUCUGUGUUUUCACACAUAGAAAAUGAGAAAAAUAAUUUCCUGACAAAAGUAUGUAAUGCAGAAAAUAAAGAUUACUCCAGCAGUGAUAGUGAAACUACUACAGAAAGAGAUAAUAAAGAAAAAGAUAUUUCAUCAUCUAUCGUUCCAACAUUAAAGCCUUUUAAAAGAUUACAACUAAUGCAAAUCCCAAAUUUUCAAUUUUCUAGCAUUUCAAAUAAAAUUAAUAGUAAAAUACCACCAGCUAACUUGGAGGAGAUGAAUUGGAAGAAUUUUAAAGACCAACCAUCUUUGCUUCAAUCUAAACAGAUAAAUGGUGUACAAAAAGUAUCUGAGACAGGGAAACAAAAAUUGAAAAAUGAUGAAAGCAGGGUAAAAUCUUCCAUUGUUGAUUCUGAAUUUAAAGAAAAGAAUUACCUAUCAAGUAGCAAACAAGAGUGCAGUCCUUUAGCAGAACGAGGAACAGUAUCUGUAACUUAUUCCAGAGGCAACAGCGCUGACAUAGAAUGUAAUCAAAUAUUUGCUGAAAAUUAUUUGAAAUGCAAAAUGGUGGAGAAUUCAGAAUGUGAUGAUGACCAUAAGUCAAGGAUUCUCAUUUACAUUAGCGCUAAAAACGUUCAGAAGGAUAAAUGUGUUAGCAAUAAUGAUCUUUUGAAGAGAACGGGAAGGGAAAGCACUAAUUCUAAUGAGAGUGUGGCAGCUUUUCAUAUACAGACAAGUGUUCCAGUAACAACAGAGGCAUUGGGGAAAAACGAGUUAGAUACACACUGUGGUGUGCACAAUUCCAACAGUGACCUUAGCUUGUAUGAAGCAGAAUCAAAACUCUCUACAAAAGAAAUACUUGAUUUCAAAAGAUGUUUCACUAAAAACACUUUAUUUGAAAGCAGUUGUCCUCACAUUAUUGUGCAGAAUUUCCCAGAUACAGAUGUGAGUUUCAAUCUAUUUAAGGGAAAGGAAAUGUUCCAAUUAAAGUUUUCAUUUCAAAAUACAUUGUUACAAAGGGUCAGGACAUGGAAUGAAACUUUGUAUAAAGACAUGCCCAUGUGUCCGGGUGAUGGUAUUACACAUCGAUUUCAUUUUUGUGAAACAUUAAACGGGCAGUGUGAUACUAAAGAGUUAGUAAAGAGCAAUAUAAAUAUGAGAAAGAACAAUGAAAUAUGUAUUUGUUCGCUGGCUAUUAUUUCAAAGCAUCUGAAGGUGGAAGUACUAAAGACAAUUCUUGCCUCCUUUUUCAAUAGCAGGAGUACUUCAUUGCCAGCUGAAGGAAAGUCUACACGAGUGGAGAAACAUCCUUUAUGUGGCAGAAUGCAAGUUCAGUUAAGCUCUUGCAGAGAUAUUGCUUUGAGGCAAAACACAGCAUUUCAUAAAAAACAUGAAAUGUAUCCCUGCUUUGUAAGUUCUAAAUUUUUAGAACAAAUUGGUUUUGAAUUACAGAGUGAAUACCAGAGAAGACAUUUUUCUAGAUCUUUAGGUGAAGAAGAGUCCAUUUUCCUAAAAAGACAAACCCUCUUUCAUCACCAAAAAAGUGGAUUAUGUCAGGGGAGACAUGUCAGAAAGCACCACCUCUUACCCAGACGGAGUGGAGGGUUUAGCGCCUGUUUGGGGUCAGUCAGUCACAAAACCAGUAUGAAAAGACAGAUUUUAGUUGCUAAAUGCCUGAUCUUGCUGCAGGGCACUUUUGAUUGUUCUUCAGUAGACGAGAUGGAUUGCUGCAAUAUCACAAAAAUACAGUAUCUGAUUGGAGCACAAGUUAGAUUUUGGAAUUACUUUCCUGCCCAUUCAAAACUGAAAUUUGAACAGCUAAAUAGUAAAGGUGCGAAUCUGGAAAUAUCCGUAAAUACAGUAAAGAAGGAGAAGAAGAAACCAAGUAAAAUGUUUAAUAGUUCUUUUCAUGGGAAAAGUUUAAAAGCUUUGCCUUUUGUUUUUUAUGAAAAUAAAAAAGCUGAAACAACAGGGUGCAGAAAUUACAUAAAGUCUACAAAUGAAGUCAGAGAUGAAACCACAUAUACCGUGAAAAAAUACUUGGGUACUUCCAGUUUUAUAAAUGCUGAUCAAAAAGAAUUUCCUAAGUCAGAAAAGUUGCAAAUAAAUUCUGAUAAUUUUCUUUCUAAAAAAUAUUUUUCUAUUUUUGACAUAUAUGAAAAAAUUCCUCUUACUACUGAUUCUGAAGACUUUGACCAGAUCCCAGUUGUAAGCCAAGACAAUUCUGUCAAAAAAAAGUUGUCUGAAGAAAAUGAAGUCACUAGUUCAAAAGAGGUUCAUAAUUUUCCUAUUGAAUCAAAUGAGGUCUUAAUACUGCCUGAGCAGUCAAAGCCAACUACAGAAAAAUGUAAUUCUCUUUUGUUACAAGAUAGCCAAACAAACCAACCUGAAUGCUGCAAAAAAAUCAAUGCAUAUAGCCCACAUUUAGCAAGUGAAAAUCUAGAAUAUCAAAAUACAUAUUUUAAUUUUGAAAACGUAUUUCCUGGUUCCUCAAGUGUUUAUCAGUCUGUGCCUUUGCCACUAGACAGCAGAUCUUUUGUCCAUAAAGAUGAAGCAGUAAGUGAAGAUGGACACUGCAGGGAUUCCUCAAGUGUGGAUAUACAAAAACAAAGCGAAGAAAUGAAUGCCAUGACACAACAUCCAUCCAAAGGAAGACCUGCCAUGACAGAUACACACUUGGAAUUACAGGCUAAGGAAACCGUGCAGUUUUUUUCACAAGGGCACACACAGACAAAUGAGGCCAUUAGUUUAGAGCCAGCAGCUUUGAAACGACAUCCUGCAUAUGUAAAAGAACAGGAGGAGAUAAGUGAUGAACAAAUGCAUGUGACUAAUGAAAGUCAAUGUGAGACUGUAAUGAAAGACUUGAUUAUGUCAUAUUCAGAAGAUGAAUGUAAAACAUUCAUUGCUGCAGAAGAGAAAUUAAAAAUGCAUUUAUCUGUGAUGAACAAUGAAUGUCUUGAAGUGGUGAAAGAUACGUAUUUACCUCUAGAAAACAAAAUCACAUGUGAAUUUGAACUGAAGAGAAAAUUUGAUUUAGUGCUAGAAGAGCUACAUAUGUUUCAUGAAAUUAGCAAGGGAAAUGAAAACAACUUAUCUAGUUUGGAAACAAACUCACACAGUUAUUGUGAAUUAAAUAAUUCUGAGGGUGUAGCUGAAGAUGUGACAAGUGUUUCUCAAAAGAAAGUGUGCAUUUCUUCUUCAGUCUGUGGUACUGUAGAAGGGCAAAACAUAACUGACAGUAAUGAAAUUUCAUUAGCUGAAAAAAAAUCAAAUGACAGUGAAGACGAAAACCUGUCUAAGGAAUAUUGUAUUUCAAGACUGUCAAGUGAAGAUUUGCUGCAUUCACCUAUUGCAGAAGGUUAUUUUGAUGCAGCUUAUGAUAAACCAUACAUGUGGAACCCUGCUUUUUUAUCCUGCAUGCUUCCUAAGGAACAAAAGUAUAAUUUACAGAAAGAGGCAGGAUACUUUCUGUCCCAUGAAGUUAUGAGAGUGCAGCCUCUUAAAACAUGCAAGGGCCCCAUCAGGAUUGGGCUGUCAAGAAAAGCUCGGCCCAAACAGCUUCAUCCUUAUCUGAAAUGACUUGCUGGAUUUCUUUACUAGUCUUCAAAUGGAAUCACUCUGCCUGAAAACUGUUGAAAUGUUUUUAUGUUAAGUUUUUAUGUUGGUAGUUUGAUAUUUGUGGUCUAUUUUUUUUUUAAGAUAUUAAUAUUGCAGUAUUUGCUAGUUAUUUAUUUAGGAAUACUCCUGUGAAUAUUUGAUAGCAAAGGGAAUUAUAAUGAAUGUUUACUAGUAGAAAUGUUAAUGGAAAGAUGAGGCCCUUUAAAAGUUUAUGUAAUAUUAAUAAAAUCUGACAUGUAUUUCUCAUCUAUUAAAACAAACUGUUGAAAUUUUUUGGCUUACUCAGACAUUCUUAGAAUUCUCUGUGUGUUUAUAUAUUUUUAAAAACUCAAUUAGUAUUUUUAAGAGGAUUUAUUAAAAUUUGUUACAAAUGGUUAGAGAGGUGUACAGGAGAAUUUCAGGAAGCUAAAUUUAAAUUACUAACUAGGGAGAUUGUCUUUUAGGCUUCAGAAGUCAUUUGUCAUGCAGGAAGGGUUUUCUUUGAGUUCCCUGCACCUGUCCCUUUAGAGAAAGAUAACUCUUGAAUUUCAGUGUGGAGCUGGGAAGCAGAAACAACGUAAAUAUUACAGACAGAAUGUCUUAUUCUGAUGGUGCUGAUUCCAUUGCAUACAACAUGGAGGCAAAAUACCAGUACAGAAAUUCUGUCCCAAGAAAUGGGGAAACUUGGGCUGAUCUGAAGCAUACAGAUAUUGUUUGGGUACAUCUGUUAAUAAUUAUGAA